AUAAAGCAAAUGAAGCAAGUAUUAGUAUCAUUUAUAAUAAAAUUAUGAGUAUAAUAAAAUAUAAUUAUAAACGUCCUGCGUAACAUUCAUACGCUAUCGAAUAGCGAAUACAAAUGAAAAUCGUUCGAUGGGAAUUUCAAAAUAAAAGAAAAAGAAAAUUUAAAGAUACCAUAAAAUGUCAUCCGUGGCUCGGUUUCCCUCCUAUGAGAAAACGAACAAUUACAAAAUUCCUACGAACACCGUAAACAACCUUUGUAGCGAUACGUUUUUUCUACCUACAGAGGUUGCUAUACACGAUACACCAGAUGAUUGUUGGGUCUCGUUCAACGAUGGCGUAUACGAUUUAACCGAUCUCUGCAAAGUUUGGUCCGGUACCAGAGAAAUCAAGCCAAUAUUGGCUCACGCAGGUAAAGAUAUAAGUCACUGGUUCGAUCACGAGACAAACGAUAUCAGAUAUCACGUUCAUCCCGUUACCGGAGUCUUGGUGCCUUAUUGUCCCCAUGGACCGAUACCGGAUGUCAAUCCUCACGUGGUACCUACGUCUGCAUGGCGACCACUCGACAGAUGUCCUUGGUGGCUCGAUGGAACUUAUCGAAAGGGACACUUGACCAGAAACCCAAGGCCAUGUAGAAUUUUAAACGUCCUUACUGGAAUACAAGUUGUUAUAAUGGUUUGCGAGGAAGAUUCCAUCAGGCGUAUUCAAGAGCGCGUCCUUCUUUACAAUGCAAAUGGAACGUCUUAUACGUGGAAGUUCGAAGGAAAGGAUUUGGAUCUUGAUUCGACGCUAACUGAAAAUGGCAUUCCGGACGAACGGGACCGUUUCGUUGCUUGCGGACUCCCUGAUGAUUACUAUGUCCCGUGUCUUAUGUGUUAUUAUAACGAUCCAUGUUCUUGUAAAACGGAACAAUGAACACUUUCGGAGAAACGCAUGAGUUUAUUCGAGUGCAAGAUUAGAAUUCGAUGUUAUAUACUCAUUUAUUAUCUUCAACUAUUACGUACUUCUCUUUGUUAUAUUACAGUCUCGACAUUUAUAACUUCUUCCAAUUACGAUUUUACUUUGAGAAAAAGAUAUCAAAUUUGAUUAAACGUAAUUAUGAAUUAUGAUAAUUCAUGUUUAUCGUCCGCUUUUGUUUACCUCGCGAUUUCUUAUUUUAAUAAAUUCGUAUAAAGAAACCUUUAUUGCUCGAUGUUUACUUCGCACAACGUAUUUCGAUCACGUUCAAACGGUUUUCAUCAUCCUCUCGACGCUUGUUCCCGGAAUGUCGUUCGGUUACUAUUUGAUUUUUCGUCGGGUUUUGCAUCGUUUCUGAAACGUAACAUAAGAACGGAGGAUCGUAUACAGCGAGUUACAAUCAUUUGUUCGACGCGUCAGCACGCGUCUAUUUGUACACAAAUCAAUAGUAUUCUAUCGGUGAAAAAUGUUUAGUGCCUUUGAAAAAUAUUUAAAGUAACUUCGGGAAGAAAAAAAUGCGACAUGUUCCCGUUUGUAAUUCGUGCAAAUUUCAUCUCGCGUAUUCUCCAAGGACGAUUUUGUCGUUCUUCGAUCUGCCAGGACUCGUUUCCAUUUCCAAGGAGGAAACAGUUCAUUUUAGGAAUGUGCUUUCCUACGCAUUGUAAUUAUUUCUCUUCGAAAUCCAUGAAAGUAGCCGUUCUUGGAGCCGCGAGUAAAACCGGUAAACAAUUUUGGGUAAAUUUUCUAUUCUGUAACAUCGUACUAUAGGAAGUUGUUCUUUUUAAAACUGGUAGACAAUUUAGGUUAAAUUUGUUUAAAUUUCCUAUUCU
Hylaeus volcanicus is the source of this 1782-nucleotide messenger RNA. RefSeq names its product cytochrome b5 domain-containing protein 1. The transcript is spliced from 2 exons. Lineage: Eukaryota; Metazoa; Arthropoda; Insecta; Hymenoptera; Colletidae. The coding region runs from base 176 to 910 and encodes 244 amino acids. The record is from RefSeq and is a predicted model, not a curated record.